AUGACUAAGCAGCACAUGACCUCGUCAUCCCCCAAACCCCAGAAGUGGAAUUCAAAGCAACCGCAAGAAAAAAGAACGACGCCAGCGACGCAGGCAAGCAUCAUCUCGAUCCAGACAUCCCGGCAGUCGUCUGAACAGUCCUCUUCGCUCUUCGACGCCGACCGAGACAAAUCAGGCAGCCAGCGGACCCCGUCUCCUACCCCGUCAGAGUCCAACUUCUCCGUCUGGUCAGAUUCCGGUGAUAUUGCAGACCAGCUCGCUGACGAGGAAGACCCCUUGCGUCUUCGGUUAAGAAGGUCUCUCGACCUCCAGGUGUUUGGAAAGUCUGGUCGACCGAAUUCAACUCAGCCAAAACGGGUUCGCUACGAGGAAGACGAAGCUGGGGAGGAGCAUACGCCUUUCGUCGACAACGGAGACCUAAAAGAGGCCGUCCGAAUUCCUGAACCAGGCCCAAGGACCAUUUCUAGAGCAGAGAGGCUGCUGGCUUCCAUCAUGUCGCCCCGGGAUGGCAGGGCCAAAACCCAUGGCCUCGUUGGGAAGCCAUUGUUGUACUUUACUAGCAUUUUCGUGUCGUUAGGCGUCUUUUUAUUUGGAUAUGAUCAAGGCGUUAUGUCCGGCAUUAUUACGGGUCAAUAUUUUAAAGACUAUUUUAACCAGCCAACUCGUGCAGAGAUCGGCACAAUGGUAGCCAUCCUUGAAGUUGGAGCAUUUAUAUCCUCGCUCCUCGUGGGGAAAAUCGGCGACAUAAUCGGUCGACGACGAACUAUUCUCUACGGCUCCAUGGUCUUCUUUGUCGGCGGUGCCUUCCAGACCUUUGCUACGGGAAUCCCUAUGAUGCUUGUAGGGCGUAUCGUAGCUGGUCUGGGUGUCGGUGCCCUCUCCACGAUUGUUCCCGUUUAUCAAUCCGAGAUCUCCCCACCUCACAAUCGGGGUCAACUUGCCUGUAUUGAGUUUACGGGGAAUAUUUGUGGGUACGCUGCCAGUGUCUGGGUUGACUACUUCAGUAGCUACAUCCAGAGUGACCUUUCUUGGCGUCUGCCAUUAUUCCUCCAGUGCGUCAUGGGUGCACUCCUCGGCUUUGGAAGUUUGAUCAUCUGCGAAUCUCCUCGGUGGCUCUUGGACCAGGACCAUGAUGAAGAAGGAAUGGUCGUCAUUGCCAACUUGUACGGCAAGGGAGACCUUCACAACGACAAGGCUAGACAGGAGUACCGUGAAAUCAAGACCAAUGUCCUCGUCACUAGGCAGGAAGGCGAGCGGACAUACAAAGACAUGUUCAAGCGCUACUACAGACGCGUCUUUAUUGCCAUGUCUGCACAGGCCUUUGCCCAGCUCAACGGUAUCAACGUUAUCUCAUACUAUGCUCCCCUUGUGUUUGAAUCUGCUGGCUGGGUUGGCCGUGAUGCCAUCCUGAUGACCGGAAUUAACGGUAUUACCUACCUGCUCUCCACCAUCCCACCAUGGUACCUAGUUGAUAGAUGGGGUCGCCGACCAAUCCUCUUAUGGGGUGCUAUUUUGAUGAUCAUAUCGCUUUCUGCCAUGUCCUACUUCAUCCACCUCAACGUCUCCUACACCCCAGCCCUGACCGUCAUAUCUGUCAUGGUAUACAAUGCUGCCUUCGGGUUCUCGUGGGGUCCCAUCCCAUGGUUGUACCCCCCAGAAAUCCUUCCGCUCAGCAUCCGUGCCAAGGGUGCUAGUUUGAGUACUGCAACGAACUGGGCAUUCAACUGGCUUGUUGGAGAACUUACUCCUGUGCUCCAGGAGGCCAUUCACUGGAGACUCUACCUCAUGCAUGCGUUCUUCUGUGCCUGCAGUUUUGUCGUCGUCUACUUCCUUUAUCCUGAAACUAGUGGCGUUCGCCUCGAGGACAUGGAACUUAUCUUCGACGAUGCUCCAUCCGCUGCCCCUACUCCAGCUACCCAAGCCGAGCGCGGCUCUCUCAUGGGAGGCGUUGGCUCGCCGUCAUCAUUCGACAUCCGACGCGGCAAUGAGGCAGGAGGACCAUCUAUUCCUACCCUGCAUCUCAACCCGCCCACUCCUAGACCUGGUUCCAUGGCUGGGAGGCUGAAAAAAGCCUCUGAGGGUUCCCCACAUCUCCGCCCAGCGAAAGCAAAGGCGGCAUUGGAGCAUGGAUUUCCAACCUUAUCAACCGCGGUAAGGACAAGAGGAACACAGGCGAUCACAGCCAGUAUCGUCAGCUCGGACAGCAUGAAGAAGAGUAAAUAUAAAUCUCCUUUUCUCAUCUUCAUCUUUAUAGGCGUUUGCAUAUAG
Nannizzia gypsea CBS 118893 is the source of this 2268-nucleotide messenger RNA. Its product is annotated as sugar transporter STL1. The record is from RefSeq and is a predicted model, not a curated record. Gene Ontology annotation, biological process: carbohydrate transport; transmembrane transport. Bases 1 to 2268 code for a protein of 755 amino acids. The transcript is spliced from 6 exons. Lineage: Eukaryota; Fungi; Ascomycota; Eurotiomycetes; Onygenales; Arthrodermataceae. Gene Ontology annotation, cellular component: membrane. Gene Ontology annotation, molecular function: carbohydrate:proton symporter activity.